Poecilia latipinna (sailfin molly) is the source of this 1273-nucleotide messenger RNA. Its product is annotated as collagen alpha-3(VI) chain-like. Lineage: Eukaryota; Metazoa; Chordata; Actinopteri; Cyprinodontiformes; Poeciliidae. The transcript is spliced from 2 exons. Bases 20 to 1255 code for a protein of 411 amino acids. The record is from RefSeq and is a predicted model, not a curated record.
UCUUGAUGGAUCCGAUAACAUGAAACCUAGUGAAAGACUAAUUUUGGAGUUUGUGACAGACUUUGUCAAGAAGUUAGAGAUUGGGCCAAGUAAAGCACAAGUUGCUUUGGUCCAGUACAGCACAGAGCCCACUGCUGACUUUAUCUUGAAUAAAUACUCACUGAAGGAGGACACUUUGAAUCACCUGAGCAAUGUGAAACUGAAAGGAGGUGGCUCAGUAAACACCGGCAGAGCCAUUGAUUUUGUGAGGAAUACGGUCUUCACUGCUUCAUCUGGAAGCCGGCUCCAGCAGGGAGUCCCACAGGUACUGAUUCUUGCAAGUGGGAGAAAGUCUGAGGAUGAUAUGUUACGCCCAGUGGGAAUGUUAAAAAACGCUGGAAUUGUUCCAUUUGCUGUUGGAGUGGACAGUGCAGACAGGUUUGAGAUGGAGCAGUUUGCCCCAGGGGCAUGGUAUUUUCUCAAGGAGGCAUCUGAUUUUCCGCUGGUGAGACAACAGCUGUUGUCAGCCACUGCCUCUCUCAGCGGCUCUGUAAGCCCAGGGAUUGGUUCAAGUUCCACAAUGAAAAGAGAUAUUGUAUUUCUUAUUGAUGGAUCUGAUGAUGUCAGGAACACAUUCAGCGCCAUUCGUGAAUUCAUUGCAAACUUGGUUCAAAGUUUUGAUCUCGACCAUGAACAGGACAAAGUUGCUUUUGUGCAGUAUAGCAACAAUGCUGAAAUCAGUUUCAGUCUCGAUUCCUAUGCCACAAAAGACGAUGUUCUCCAGCACAUUGCAAGCCUUAAGCCAAAAGGUGGCCGACCUCAGUAUAUUGGGGCAGCUCUACAGUUUGUAAAAGACAAAGUUUUUGUCUCAAACGCUGGUGGACGAAAAAAUGAAGGUGCCAAGCAGAUACUUGUUGUAUUGGCCGGGGGAAGGUCCAGAGAUUCACCACGAGGCCCAGCAACAGCACUAAAACGUGGGGGUGUUGUCAUAUUGGCAGUUGGAUCAAGACAGUCGAAUUCAGCUGAAAUGCAGGCCAUUUCAUCUGACACAGACUACACCUACUCUGUCCCUGACUUUGUAAAUCUGCCUCGUAUUCAACAACUUCUGAUGAGGAGUCUUACUGGAAUGAAGAGUCAGGAGACGAGAGAAGGUAAGGGUGAAUGUUUAAAAGUCACAUAUAUUCAUAGUGUUGUGAAAAGUGUUUACACCUUACUGAUUUCCUAUUUUUUGAAAGUUUGUCAAACUUCAGUGUUUCAGAACAUCAAACCAAUUUAAAUAUUAGUCAAAGACAAC